Drosophila bipectinata is the source of this 1906-nucleotide messenger RNA. The record is from RefSeq and is a predicted model, not a curated record. NCBI's taxonomy places the organism in Eukaryota, Metazoa, Arthropoda, Insecta, Diptera, Drosophilidae.
AGUCUAGUGGCGGAUAUGGAUGUAAUGCCGACCCACCUCCUCCCAUCAAAAUCAACAAAUUUCCGUUGAAAAUGAAUCAUUCGGAGGGCAGUUUGUGACAGUAUUUAUGUGGCAGCUGAUUAGCAGACAAUUAAUGAGCAUUUAAGCCAUUCAAGCGCCCAGAAAUGUUAAAUAAACACAAUAAAUGUAAUUAAAUUAAUUACGUUCGGGUCGCUCGAAUAAUACACAUGAUGGUGUUCGUAAAAAGUUAAUAAAAAAAUAAAUAAAAAAUAGUUGACGAGAGAAAAGCCGUUAACACAAACCGGCGGCUGGAAAAACAUCAGCUGCGGCAAAGUAAACAUAAAGUUUUGGAUUCUGACAGUGGCUGUUGUGUUUGGACAGGAUCCGGGACUCCAUAAUUGCAUCCGGGUGGCAUUUAAAUUGCACUCAAGGUGGCAUUCGGCCACGGAAUUUUUCACAUGGCGUAUGCGUAAUCCGACAUCAUCUACCACCCAUACCCAAAUCCAAGCCCACACCCACCAUCAGCCUGGCCGAAAAAAAUGGGCCAAAUGUCAAUGAGUGAGUGGGCUGUGGAAACGCGGAAAACUAUACCGGCAGACUGGAUUCCAGUGCCUGUCCUGGCCAAAUGAUAAGCUAGCUUUGGCCCGAUAAACGAGGAGGAAAAAAUAAAAAUAACAGAGAGCGGGGCAGAGAGCUAAAAGCCAAGUCAAUGUCGCUGCGGGCGGCCAACCAAGUCCGGAUAGCAUCGACGAUAUUGCUUCUGACCCUGCUGGUGCCCCUGAGCCGGCAACAUCAAUUCGAGACGGAUGCCACAACGCGUCAUCAAAAUGUCCGGGACACCGUGGCGGAUCAGAAGUUUUCGCUGCCCGCCGUGCCGUUACCACCGCCACCGCCCUUUACGGCGGUGCAGCACAAUUUUGCAUUAAAUGCUUUUGCGGGAGGCGAGCAGGCGUCUCGGCCCUCGUCCUCCUCGUCCGCCUUCUCCGGCAGUAGUCCAGGAUGCGGCGGCGUCCUCAACAAGCGUUACGGCAUUAUCCAAACGCCGAACUUCCCGCACCGUUUCGCCACGCCCAUCGAGUGCGUUUGGAUAAUCGACGCCUCCGAGCUGCCCGUCCAGGGCAACGUGUCCAUCGUGGUGUACCUCACACAACUGUAUGUCCUCAGUGGUCUCAAGUUCACCGAGUACAUGUACUACUCCGACGACUUCAAGGUGCCUGCCCACCGCAUCUUCACGCUCACCGAGGACGACGUAACCCAGGUCACUUGGGUGCAGUUCCACAGCCAGUACCUCGAGAUCCGUUUCACCAUGGCCACCUUGGAUGGCACCCACCUAAGAGCCCUGGACCGUUUGCUGGACGUCUACGGGUUCAACAUCACCUACGAAGUGCUAAACGAUGUAAAGGAGACGCAGUGCAACACUUUGCAGUGUCGGUUCCUGGGAGAUUGCUAUGCAAGUGAAGAUUUUAGCUCCUAUGGGUGUGCCUGUUUUUCCGGCUUCAGUGGCAGCGACUGUGGACAUGGUCCCCUCUGCGAGGAUGUUCACACCAAUGUCUGCCAAAAUGGUGGCACUUGCAAGCACAUCGGCGACGCCGCCAUAACUUGCCACUGCCCCAAAGGCUUCAAGGGGACCAGAUGCGAAAUACCCGAAAUAAAUGAGACGACACUGGGCUGCACCAGGAAUACCAGCUCCAUUGACUGCCAUCAGGCCUGUGACUUUGACAGCCACAGUGGCGAGGGAUCGUCCUUUGGGCAAAGUUAUUCCGCCUUGAAGGGCAGGGGGAUUUCGGGCCGGAGUGGCAAGACGCGCUACGAGGUCACCAUGCGACUGGGGGCCAAUCUAACGGGAUAUUAUCGACAUGCCGAGCGGGAGCAGGUGUCGGGCGUUAUGGAAAGACAGGUGAGUUAA